This is a messenger RNA of Hemibagrus wyckioides, 2012 nucleotides long. It is a transcript of the gene mapda, whose product is annotated as adenosine deaminase-like. NCBI's taxonomy places the organism in Eukaryota, Metazoa, Chordata, Actinopteri, Siluriformes, Bagridae. Gene Ontology annotation, biological process: adenosine catabolic process; inosine biosynthetic process. The transcript is spliced from 10 exons. The record is from RefSeq and is a predicted model, not a curated record. The coding region runs from base 128 to 1174 and encodes 348 amino acids. Gene Ontology annotation, molecular function: adenosine deaminase activity.
CGAGCAACUAGGAAAGCAGACCUUAUUAUUUGUUCACAAAAUUGUAUUUUAUAUAUAUAUAUAUAUAUAUAUAUAUAUGUAUAUAAGUUCCCUAAAAUAUAUCUUUUAAAAAUAAAUAAAAGUAUUAAUGGACACGGAAGCUGACCUCUUCUAUCGACAGAUACCUAAAGUUGAGCUCCAUGCACAUCUUAACGGCUCUGUUAGCUUUGCAACGAUGGACAAACUCAUCGCCCGAAAGCCGCAGCUGAACAUCGAGUCCAGCAGGACGGCCAUCCACAGCGGACAGCACCGCACACUGUCCGAAUGCUUCCAGGUUUUCAAAGUGAUCCAUCAGCUUGUUGAUUCCGAGGAAGACAUUUUGAUGGUUGCCAAAUCUGUUAUCGAGGAGUUUGCCGCAGAUGGCGUGAAGUACUUGGAACUGCGCAGCACUCCACGGGAAGAAACCAAAACAGGUCUGUCUAAAAGAAGAUAUAUCGAGACAGUCCUGGAAGCCAUCCAUCAGUGUAAGCAAGAAGACGUGGACAUAGAUGUCAGGUUUCUCGUGGCUGUGGACCGCAGAAAUGGCCCGGAGGUUGCUAUGGAGACGGUGAAGCUAGCCGAGGACUUCAUGUCGUCCAGCGAUGGUGUGGUGGUGGGACUGGACCUCAGCGGUGACCCUACAGUAGGGCAUGGAAAAGACUUACUUCCAGCUCUUCAGAGGGCCAGGAACUGUGGACUCAAGCUGGCACUGCAUAUGUCUGAGAUUCCUUCCCAGAAGGAGGAGUCGGAGUUGCUGUUGGAUUUGCCUCCAGACAGAAUUGGCCACGGAACCUUUUUACACCCCGGAGCAGGAGGUUCGGACAGCCUCGUGGAUAAAGUUUGUAAGCUAAACAUCCCUUUGGAAUUGUGCCUGACCUCUAAUGUGAAAGGUCAGACGGUACCUUCAUACGACAAGCAUCACUUCCAGUACUGGUAUGAGCUCCAGCACCCGUGUGUGCUUUGCACGGACGAUAAGGGGGUGUUUUGCACCGAUCUCUCUCAGGAGUACCACUUGGCUGCGUCUACCUUCGGCCUCACUCAGGAUGCCGUCUGGUCUCUUUCCCAGCAGGCAAUUCAGUGCAGUUUUGCUCCAGAGGCUGUAAAGCAGAAGCUGGAGCAGAGGUGGGCUGAGCUAAGACCUCACGUCCUUCACUGAUGAGGAUGAUGCUCCUUCAUCUCUUUGCUGUACUGUAUGUCCGUUUUGUGUUAUAGGGGUAAUACCAUGUGUUCGAAGUACUGGACAUACUUGAAUUUAGCUGUUUUAACUUGUUCAACACAUUUAAAGUGUCUAGUACUGUGUUCGCUAAUAUAUAUUCCCUAACACACCCUUAUCUCUGACUUCCACGGUUGUUUUAAAUUCAUAAAAACAAGCAGUUUUAUCUAUAAAUUGUUUCAGGGCUAGGCUUGCCUAUGUUUUCAUGCAUUUGUAUCAAGCCUGAUUUUCAAAUGUUCUCCACAGAAAAUAUUCCCAUUUUAUACUGACAAUUUUGACAAUGUGUUGUUUAGCCAGCUGCUGUUUCUGUCUCACACAGACACACACACACACAUACAUACAUAGCUGUGUAAUUACCUCCAAAAGACAGACGGUGAAGUGAGUGUUAAUGAAGCAUCUCAGCUUUGUGCAGCCGCUAAAGUGUUUUUAGAUUAAAUUACAAUCUAGUAGCCUGUGAGACUUGAAUAAGGAGGACAGCCAUGUUUGAGCUAACCUCACUCAGUUAGGACUUAAACACUGAGUGUGUCUGUAGUGUUUCAGCUGAUUUUUUAUUAAAUAACGCUGCUCUUAAUGUCUGCAUCUGGUGGUUGGUGUGUUUUUAUGAGAUUACCAGCAGGGGGCAGAAACACAACUAGAAAGAUUUUUGUUAUGAUCAGAGCAGAGUGCUGCAUCAGUUCACCAAUAACCUGAUCCCAAUUUCAGCAUGCUCUGAAUCUUCUCUUUCUUUCUUUCUUUCUUUCUGUUAUUUAUUCCUUCCUUCCUUCCUUCCUUGCACCUCUUU